CGGGCAACCGGAGAGCGGAACCUGGGGAAGCGAAGCCCCACCAUGGCCGGGCUGGUCGGGAGCCUCCGAUUGUUUGUCCUCUUCCAGGCGCUCAGCCUCUCCCUGGCUCAGAUUAGAGGCCCGCCAGGAGAACCAGGGCCCCCCGGUCCCCCAGGUCCACCAGGAGUGCCAGGCUCAGACGGCCUUGACGGUGACAAGGGACCCCCUGGAAAACCUGGAUUUCCGGGACAAAAAGGUGACCCAGGAAAGCCGGGUCCAAAUGGGCCAGAUGGGAAGCCAGGGAUUGACGGCCUCACCGGAGCGAAGGGAGAGCCAGGUUCAGGGACCCCUGGAGCUAAGGGCCAGCCCGGCCUCCCCGGCCCCCCGGGUCUGCCGGGCCCUGGCUUUGCAGGACCUCAGGGACCUCCAGGACCAGUUGGACUUCCUGGAGAAAUUGGCAUCCCUGGGCCCAAGGGGGACCCCGGACCUGAGGGACCAUCAGGCCCUCCUGGACCUCCAGGAAAGCCCGGCCGUCCUGGGACCAUCCAGGGCCUUGAAGGCAGUGCUGACUUCCUGUGUCCGACCAACUGCCCAGCUGGUGUGAAGGGGCCACAGGGGCUGCAGGGGGUGAAGGGACAUCCAGGCCGCCGGGGACCCCUGGGAGAGCCAGGCAGACAAGGGAAGCCAGGUCCCAAAGGAGAUGUGGGUGCCUCCGGUGAGCAGGGAAUUCCUGGCCCUCCGGGCCCCCCGGGCGUCAGGGGCUACCCAGGCGUAGAUGGAGCCAAAGGAGAGAUGGGUCCCCAAGGCUACAAGGGGAUGCUUGGGUCCAUCGGUGCCGCUGGGAAGCCCGGUGAGGAGGGUCCCCGGGGAUCACCAGGCAGAGCUGGGGAGAAGGGAGAUGUGGGCAGUCAAGGUGUUCCAGGCCCCCAGGGAAGUGGGGGACCCAAGGGUGAGAACGGCCUACCUGGCAUUGAUGGCAAGGAUGGGACACCUGGAAUUCCCGGGGUGAAGGGCAGUGCCGGACAGCCUGGGCGGCCCGGAAACCCCGGUCACCAAGGACUGGCGGGUUUGCCAGGUCAGCCAGGGACUAAAGGGGAGCCGGGAGACAAGGGUGAGCCUGGCCAGAGGGGCUUCCCAGGAUUGUCUGGCCCCCCCGGGAAACCGGGUGAGCCUGGGCCUCAAGGAGAAGUCGGCCCCCAAGGCAUCCCAGGGCUGAAGGGGGACCAAGGCGAGAGAGGCCCCGUGGGGCAACCAGGCCUACAAGGGAAAGCUGGUGCCAAGGGGGAGCAGGGGCCUCCAGGGAUCCCGGGGCCCCAAGGUCUGCCAGGCAUCAAAGGAAACAAGGGCUUCCCAGGGAAGAUCGGUGCCAGAGGCAGUAGUGGUGAUCCAGGUGUGGAAGGUCUCCCUGGGGAGAAAGGAGAGAAGGGAGAGUCUGGAGAACCGGGCCCCAAGGGACAGCAAGGCAUCCGUGGGGAGACAGGCUUCCCAGGUCCCACAGGGGAUGCAGGAGCCCCUGGAGUGCAGGGUUACCCAGGACCUCCAGGGCCUCGAGGGAUCACUGGAGAAAGGGGUAUCCCAGGUCUGCCUGGAAGACAAGGCGUAGCGGGCCGGGAUGCCAGUGACCAGCACAUCGUGGAUGUGGUGCUGAAGAUGAUGCAAGAACAGCUGGCUGAAGUGGCAGUGAGUGCCAAGCGAGAGGCCUUGGGUGGCGUAGGGGGAAUGGGUCCCCCAGGUCCCCCAGGCCCUCCUGGAUACCCAGGGAAGCAAGGUGCACAUGGACAUCCAGGCCCCCGAGGCAUUCCUGGUAUCAUAGGAGCUGUGGGACAGAUCGGCAACACGGGGCCCAAGGGGAGACGUGGAGAGAAAGGAGAACGAGGUGAUGAGGGUCGUGGGCAUCCAGGACAGCCAGGGCCUCCAGGAAUUCCCGGACUUCCUGGUCGGCCAGGCCAGGCCAUCAAUGGCAAAGAUGGAGACCGUGGAUCACCGGGUGCCCCAGGAGAGGGCGGUCGGCCUGGCCUGCCUGGCCCUGUGGGGCUCCCCGGCUACUGUGACCCUGCAGCUUGCCUUGGGGCCUCAGCUUAUGCUUCGGCCCGCCUCACAGAACCAGGGACCAUCAAGGGGCCCUGAAAAGGCCAGAGCAACAGGGGUGGGCCCUGUCUCCCUUGCCCAGUGCUCACCCACCCUCUCAGACAGCCCCCUGGUCCAGAGGACACCGAUUUAAAGCUGAGGAUGCAGGGGACGCAGGGGUUCAGAGACUGGUAGUCUACCUUGAGCAUCUUGAGAAAUUCCAAAUGAAGAAGCCAUGAGGGGGAAGAUCAGGUAGACUCCAGGACUGAAAGGUUCGGGCGACUGUUUCUUACCUUGGAUCUCAAACUUACCCCCCUGGACUCCCUCUCCAGAUAAACAUCUCCUUCCCCCACUCUUCUCUCCAUUCCCCGUCCUCUGGACACACUGGAUGGAGGGAGGGAGAGAGGCUCCUGGUCUUGGUCCCUUUUCCAGGAUAGACCGGUCAUCCUGCUCUUGCUCACUGACAUUCUGGGGCAGAAGUGCCCUCAGACCAGCAGUUCCCCCUUCUCCCCCUCCAGCUCUGUGAGAUUAUUUAAAUACGCCCCCUUCUCCAUCUAGAGCUGGGAAUACCUGGCCAGAGCUCUGCAGAUCCAGGCUCCCCUGUCCAGAAGGGGAUGAGAUGGCAGGGGCCAGGGCUCUUGGGCCAAAGGCUGCGGCCUGCAAUGGGAGGUGGGGUAAGAGUAUGGGGCUACAAUUGGGGAGAGUCCCGAGCCACCGGAAAACCGCAGGGAGUGGUCACCUUCAGAUUCCUACUGUGCAUACCUGCAACACUGUACAAUAAACUCCCCCACCUGCCCAACCAA
Sarcophilus harrisii (Tasmanian devil) is the source of this 2849-nucleotide messenger RNA. It is a transcript of the gene COL9A2, whose product is annotated as collagen type IX alpha 2 chain. Lineage: Eukaryota; Metazoa; Chordata; Mammalia; Dasyuromorphia; Dasyuridae. The record is from RefSeq and is a predicted model, not a curated record.